GAUCAUGGCAUGUUUGACAACAGCCGGCUGUUUGUGACUGGGACUGAGACAUUUUUUACAGCCGAAAUCACAGGCACGGCGGCGGCCGACCUUGUCCACGAUUUUAUAUCGAUGUUCAUGUCUCAAUCGCCUCCCACACCACACGCACUUCCGGGUUCUUGGCCUCGAGAAGAACUUUGACGGUCUUCUAACUUUCCAAACUAUCUUUGUCUGUUCCCUAUAUCACCACGUGCUGAUCAAGUGCCGAGCAGAUAACACAUAAAUACUUUCGAAGUACGUAACAGUACAUAACAUGCAAUACAAAAUGAAUGUUCUCGUCCCCAGAGAUCUAUCCUGCUUCCUGAUUGCCCACUAGGUUGGCGUUGAAGUCGAAGAAAAAUUACAGGUACUACUGACAAUGAGAUACCUUCCUCUCGCGCUACUUCCCGUUGUUUUUGCGCAGCAACAUGCCUUCGAAACCACGCAGCAGGAACCAUGGACAACAAAGUAUGGCAGACAGACAGACCUCAGUUAUACAGGUCCUCUGAGCUUCUCCCACCUACCCUACACACGUUGCCUGGAUGACUUAUCGACAAACUUUGACAUCGCUGUUCUCGGCAUGCCAUUUGACACAGCAACUUCUUACAGACCAGGGGCACGUUUUGGACCAUAUGCAAUUAGAUCUGGUUCUAGACGCCAAUCCUCUGCGGGGGGUUACUCGAUGGAAUGGAUGACGAACCCAUACACCCGCGCGGAAAUGAUUGAUUGUGGAGACGUCCCGAUCAACCCCUAUGACAACGCGUUAGCUAUUGAUCAAAUGGAAACUGCGUAUACCACGCUUUUAGCACGACCCGUGAAUGGAAGCGCUAGUGCGCGCACCGCAAAGCUUGCACGUGAUGGAGUGGAACACCCUCGUAUAUUGACAUUAGGCGGAGACCAUACCAUCGUGCUUCCGAUUCUUCGAUCUCUUUAUCAGGUAUAUGGACCUAUAUCCGUCAUUCACUUCGACGCACACAUCGACACCUGGCCGAGCGGGGGUGGUUUUACCACGCAGUCCAGAGUCAAUCACGGGACAUUUUUCACAUGGGCAUUUGAGGAGGGACUCAUGUCCAACACCAGUAUUCAUGCUGGGAUCCGGACCAGAAUGGAGGGCCCUGAGUUGAUCGAACACGAUGAGAAAGUUGGCUUUGAGCUUAUCAUGACUGAUGAUAUCGACGACAUUGGAGCAAAUGAAAUCAUUAAGCAUAUCCGACAACGCGUCGGCAACUCCCCUGUUUACCUGAGCUUUGACAUUGACACCAUAGACCCUGGUCAGGCACCCGCAACUGGUACACCAGAGCCUGCUGGAUGGACCAGUCGAGAAACCAAGCGAAUCCUUCGAGGUCUUGCUGGAUUGAACUUUGUUGGGGCUGACAUUGUCGAGGUUGCUCCAGCAUACGAUAAUGCUGGCGAGAUCACUGGCAUGCUUGCUGCUAACCUUGCAACUGACUUCCUUGCCCUGAUGGUCACUGACGAGCCGCCUAAACGGCAAAUAAAGCGAAGGCGAACACUCGCCGACGAGCUCUAGAACUCAGAAAGUGGUUUACUGCCAGCAGUCAUGCUAGGUUAUUGUUUCAAAGCAAGCCACUGUUUCGUAAUGAAAUACAGAGGGUA
Messenger RNA from Suillus bovinus, 1632 nucleotides. Its product is annotated as arginase family-domain-containing protein. Lineage: Eukaryota; Fungi; Basidiomycota; Agaricomycetes; Boletales; Suillaceae. The record is from RefSeq and is a predicted model, not a curated record. The transcript has 10 exons. Bases 398 to 1546 code for a protein of 382 amino acids. Gene Ontology annotation, molecular function: agmatinase activity; metal ion binding.